Messenger RNA from Sitodiplosis mosellana (orange wheat blossom midge), 3773 nucleotides. RefSeq names its product fatty acid synthase-like. Gene Ontology annotation, biological process: fatty acid biosynthetic process. Gene Ontology annotation, molecular function: fatty acid synthase activity; 3-oxoacyl-[acyl-carrier-protein] synthase activity. The annotation marks the transcript as partial. The record is from RefSeq and is a predicted model, not a curated record. NCBI's taxonomy places the organism in Eukaryota, Metazoa, Arthropoda, Insecta, Diptera, Cecidomyiidae. The transcript is spliced from 7 exons.
GUACAUAGAGUUAGUUGAACUCAAUGUAAAUAGCAUAUGGAUAUUGAUUAAAUUGUAGUCACAAAUGGCCAAUGCGCUGCUCUAUGCAUUCCCCUGCAAUGAACAAACAAUGUAAAUCGAAUGUAUUUGUAAGUGCUAAUCGAUUCGAUGGCAAUUAAUUAGUAAGAACAAUGAGGAAAUUGGAUAAUUGCAAAUGGAAAAUGCAUAAAAUUUUCUUAUAAAAAGACGGUAAGUUCAUUGCAGCUACUUAGUUAGUGAUCGAUCGUUCCUUCAAGUUCAAGUUUUCCAGUAGCUAAAAAGUGAAAAAGUGAUAGAAUAAAAAGUGCAAAAUAGUUGAUUUUGUGAAAAGAAGUUGAAAAGUGAUAGAAUUAUUCCUGUGGAAAAGUUUUGAACUUAGUUGCAGUGUACGAUUUACCAAAGAAAAAUUGUGAAGAAAAAAUAGAGGGGAAAAACAUUCAAGUUUCAACAAAAAGGAAAAAUACAAAUUUGUGGAAGAAAAAGUUGUUUAAAAAAGUAACAAAAAUCUGAAACAGUUUGAAACAAAGGAUCUGCCAAAUUUCUUCGAAAAAAAAAAUCACGACUCAAAAAAUUGUACAACUCGAAAAUCGGAUACGAAAAAAAUGGCUAAAGUGAAACGAAGCGUAAAAACACUUGAAUCGCGAAUUUACCCAGUUUCACCAGGCGAUGAGAUCGUUAUUAGUGGAAUCAGUGGCAAAUUUCCAAGUGCAAAAAAUGUAGCCGAAUUGGAAUACAAUUUAUACAAUAAGGUGGAUAUGGUGACGGUAUCGGAAAAAAGAUGGCCAAAUUAUAAUUCCGAAAUUCCGAUUCGAAUGGGUGUUAUUGAUGAUAUUGAUAAGUUCGAUGCAACCUUUUUCGGUGUUCCAUAUAAACAAGCGCAUUGCAUCGAUCCUCAAUGCCGAUUGCUGAUUGAGACUGCGUACGAAGCAAUUUUGGAUGCAGGCGUUUGCCCGAAGUCGAUACGUGGUUCGAAAACGGGCGUUUUUAUCGGUGCCUGUUUUAAUGAAUCGGAAAAAGUGUUUUUCUACGAUGUAAAUCACAUUACCGAAUCUGGUUUGGGAAUAUCGGGGUGUAGUCGUGCGAUGCUUGCAAAUCGUGUUUCUUACUGCUUGGGCUUAACUGGGCCAUCAUUUUUGUUAGACACGGCAUGUUCAAGUUCGAUGUAUGCUUUGGAUGCCGCAUUUUCGGCCAUCCGAAGUGGUGAAUGUGACGCUGCUUUAGUUGGUGGUUCAAAUCUUUGCCUCCAUCCGUAUACAACUCUUCAAUUUGCCAGAUUGGGUGUCAUUGCCAAAAAUGGCUAUUGUCGCCCAUUUGACGAAAAAGCCUCUGGUUACACUCGAUCAGAAGGAAUUUGCGUAAUGUAUUUGCAACGAGCAAGAGAUGCCAAACGUAUCUACGCAAAUGUAAUUUAUUCGAAAGCAAAUUGCGAUGGAUUCAAGCUCGAAGGUAUAACAUAUCCAUCAGGAGAGAUUCAAGAGGCACUUUUGGCGGAAUUCUAUGACGAUCUUCAAUUGGAUCCAACUACAGUCGGCUAUGUUGAAGCGCAUAGUACUGGUACUUUUGUCGGUGAUCCCGAAGAGUGCAAAGCAUUGGACAAUAUUUUCUGUCAGGGUCGUACCAAACCAUUGCUAGUUGGUUCGAUUAAAUCAAACAUUGGACACACCGAGUCAACUUCAGGAGCAUGUUCAAUUGCAAAAGCUAUUUUAAUAUUUGAAAACGGACAUAUCCCACCAAAUAUUAACUUUGACCGAGUUCGGUCAUCGAUCCCGGCACUCACUGAAAGGCGAAUGAUUGUUUGCAAUGAAAUAAUGCCAUUCAAGGGCGAUAAAAUUGCAAUCAACUCUUUUGGCUUUGGUGGUGCAAAUGCGCACGCUUUGUUCUCAAUGAAUCCAAAAAGUAAAAUUAACGAAGGCGCUCCGCUUGACAAUAUUCCACGGCUUGUGAAUUGGGCGGGUCGAACAGAGGAAGGGGUCAAUGCAAUGCUUAACGCAUUGGAAUCGCAGCCGCUCGAUGCUGAGUACAUUGGUUUGUUGCACAGCGCCCAAGCUGAGGAGGUGCAAGGCUAUCUUCAUCGUGGUUAUACGGUUCUUAGCAAAGAUGUGAAUGGAGAUAUUUCGAAAAAUGCCUUGAGUUUAUCGCGCGCAUUGAAGCGAGUCGACGGAAACAAACUGCCGGUGGUUUGGCUGUUCAGUGGAAUGGGCUCACAAUGGCCAACGAUGGGCAAGGCUUUGAUGGUUUUCCCACAGUUCCGUGAGACAGUCGAACUUUGUCAUAAAGUUCUCAAGCCAUACGGUGUGGAUUUAAUGUCAAUUAUCACUUCAGAUGAUCCAAAGAUCUUUAAUUACAUUCUAAACGCUUUUGUUGGCAUAGCGUGCAUUCAAAUUGGUCUCGUGAACAUACUUCGAUUGUUAGACGUUAAAAUGGAUUAUUGCAUCGGUCACUCGGUUGGAGAGUUAGGAGUGGCUUAUGCGGAUGGAACACUUACGGCCGAGCAAAUGAUUUUAGCCUCUUACUUCCGAGGCAUCGUUAGUGUCGAGACUAAGGUCAUCGAAGGAUCGAUGGCAGCCGUCGGUUUGGGUUAUGAAAAGGUGGUUCAUAUGCUACCACCAACUGUUGAAGCCGCUUGCCGUAACAGCGGCAUUUCGACAACAAUAUCCGGUCCCAAGGCCGAUGUUGCCAAGUUUGUCGAGGAGCUUAAAUCACAGAAAAUUUUUGCAAAGGAAGUUCAAUGCUCCAAUAUUCCAUACCAUUCGAAGUAUAUUUCCGAAAUGGGACCAAAACUUUUGCGAAAAAUGCGAGAAAUCGUUCCUCGGCCAUUGAAACGUUCUGAAAAAUGGCUCAGCACAAGUGUUCCUAAAUCAGAAUGGCAUUUUCCGCAGAGCAAUUUCAGUUCCGCCGAAUACCACACCAACAAUCUACUGAAGCCUGUUUUGUUUGAGGAAACGGUUCACUUACUACCUUCGGAAUCGAUCGUCAUCGAAAUAGCUCCGCACGGACUUCUCCAAGCAAUUGUCAAGAAAUCGAUGCCAGAAGCUAUUCACGUACCGCUCACUCAUCGCGGUCACUCAAACAAUGCUGCUUUCUUCUUAGGAGCUUUGGGAAAAAUGUUUUUGAGUGGACUUAAUUUGCCGAUUGAACGCCUUUAUCCAAAAGUUGAGUUCCCUGUUUCACGCGGGACGCCAAUGAUUUCGCCGUUGGUAAAAUGGGAUCACACAGAAGACUGGUUCGUUAUGAAAUUUUCUGUUCAGAAAGGCGGUAUAAGUGGGGAACGACAAGUAUCUCUCUCUUUAGAUGUGGAAUCGUACAUUUCGGGCCAUAUUAUUGAUGGUCGUGUUAUUGUGCCUGGUACAACUUACUUGGAAUUAGUUUGGGACACUUUAUCAAUGAUGACUUGCGGUGCAAUCGGUACAAAAAUCAAUGCUCAAUUCGAGGAUAUCCGAUUUUUGAGAGCCACAACUAUCACACCUGGUCAAAAGGUCGACUUGAACAUCAUGAUUCAUUACGGUAGUGGACAGUUUGAAAUCACAGAGAAUGGAGUCACGGUCGUAUCAGGAAUAGUUCGUAACAUCGAAACAUCCGAGUUUGAGGAUGUGUCGAUCGAUGCAAAAGAGUUCGAAAACGGUACGAAUGUGCUUGAAAAGAAAGAUUUCUACAAAGAGCUUCGAUUGCGCGGUUAUCACUAUCAAAACCUAUUCCAAGGAGUGGAAAAGGCCCGUUUAGAUGGCCAAAAAGCCAUUAUCAAGUGGAACGACAAC